UCCCAGGUGCGCAUGCGGCGGCUAGGCCGGAAGAGCUCACUGCUCUGGGACCAGCUGGGCCUACAACUCCCUGUGGGCCUCUCUGUGACGUCACGCUUCCGCCGACCGCUCCCAGAGUGCUCCGGGUCAGUCCGGCGCGUCCUGCGUCUGCGCCUGCGCAGGAACAGAAUGGCACGGCAGAGGGCGCUCCUGCUCCUGUUUCUGGUGGUGCAGCUGCUGCUCAUGGGGGCGUUGCUCCGCCAAAACCACUACCGCCAGGGCCUCACCUCCUUCUUGCGCCUCCUAACCCGGGCCAGGCCAGGGGAAGGGGAAGAGCUGCCCUUCCCGGCCCAGGUCUCCUCUCCAGGAGCACCUCGUCAGGACGUGUACUCCAACCUCAGCCAGAUCCGCCCCGUGGACACCAGUGAGGAGGACCUGCCCAACUGUCCUGACAUCUCUCCCUUUAUCAAUGGCCCCUUGAAAGUGAUGAUCCCAGAGAGCCUGACGAUGGAGCAGGUGGUGGAAAAGAACCCACUGGUGGAGGUGGGAGGCCAGUACCGGCCACCAGACUGCUGGACCCGGCACCACACGGCAAUCGUGGUGCCCUACUAUGGGCAGGCCCAGCACCUGCAGCACCUGCUCUUCCACCUGCACCCCUUCCUGCAGCGCCAACAGCUGCACUAUGCCAUCUACGUGGUGAACCAGGUGAACAAUACCGCCUUCAACCGGGGCAGGCUGCGCAAUGUGGGGUUCUGGGAGGCCAUGCAGGAGGAGGACUGGGACUGCGUCAUCUUCCAUGAUGUGAACCUCCUCCCGGAGGACGACCGCAACCUCUACGUCUGUGACAUCUUCCCCGCCCAUGUGUCCGUGGCCAUUGAUAAAUUCAACUACAAGCUGCCUCACGGAGGCUACCUCGGAGGAGUGUUUGCUCUGCGCCCGGUUCACUACCUGAGGAUAAACGGCUUCCCCAGCACACACUGGGGCUGGGAUCGUGAGGACAGUGACAUCGCUGCCAGGCUGAAAUUAAGCGGGAUGCUCCUCUCCCGGCCGCAUCGGCUCUUUGGCCGCUACCACAUGCUGGAGGAGGUGCAGACCCCCAGUCACCAGCAGAGGCCCCAGAGUCCUGGCCUUCGGGUCCCGAUCCAGCACAGGUGGCGCUAUGACGGCGUGAACUCGCUGGGCUACAGGCUGCUCUCCAAGGAGCUGCAGGCCCUCUACACCAACCUCACUGUGGACAUCAGCGUCCAAGUCCCAGGACCCCCAGUGCCAAGCUGAAGGGUAUCUGAAGGCUGGAAAGGAGCCCUUGAGACUAGGGCUGCGGUGCAGCCCUCCCACCCAUCCCACCUAGUUUCUUAUUAAAAGAGAGUUUAUUUGCUUCUCCCUUCUGCCCCCGCCCUUUCAUUUCCAUGCAUUUAUUCACACAGGUUCCCACUCAGUCUACCCCGCACUGGUUCUCUCCAAGCAGUGCCAAGUGCUUGACACACACCCCUUUACUUCUCAUGCAAACUUUUGGGGUAGGCACUGUUAUCAUCUUCCUUUUGAAAACCAGGACAGAUGAGUUUAAUAACUUGCCUGAUUAAUGUAAAAUC
This is a messenger RNA of Manis javanica (Malayan pangolin), 1568 nucleotides long. Its product is annotated as beta-1,4-galactosyltransferase 3-like. Gene Ontology annotation, biological process: carbohydrate metabolic process. Gene Ontology annotation, cellular component: Golgi apparatus. The record is from RefSeq and is a predicted model, not a curated record. Lineage: Eukaryota; Metazoa; Chordata; Mammalia; Pholidota; Manidae. Gene Ontology annotation, molecular function: galactosyltransferase activity.